Molecule: messenger RNA, 483 nt
Organism: Dovyalis caffra
Lineage: Eukaryota; Viridiplantae; Streptophyta; Magnoliopsida; Malpighiales; Salicaceae
Source: the annotation of a GenBank genome assembly
AUGUUGAAAAUUUUCAGUAACGAUGACGCUCCAGCCAUUUUGAAGGUAUUAAUCUAUCUUCUGUUCUCACCUUGGCGUAAGGGUUCCGUAGCUACAGAUAUGGCGGCACCUGGUGUAAGUAUAUUGGCUACUAGUUCUCCUGCAUAUCCCUUCGAGGCUGGUGGGUUCUCUAUUCUUGCUGGAACAUCAUUUUCCACUCCCUAUUUCUCAGAAAUUGUGGCACUUCUUAAAGCAAUCCACCCCUAUUGGUCCCCUUCUGCUAUCAAAUCAGCAAUUGUCACAACAGCAUGGAAAACUGAUCCGCAUGGAGAACCUAUUUUGGCUAAAGGCUCCUCUCGGAAGCUGGCCGAUCCGCCGAUCCAUUCGACUUUGGAGGUGGCUUGGAAAAGUAACAAUUUGUUCAAGUACGAAACCCUCUAUUUUGGAUGUCAAUCCACCUUCCAUUACAGUUCCAAACCUGAGCAAGUCAGUGGUCCUGACUAG